UUGGUUGUGGGAGCUCCAACAUGAACGUGUCACGGACUUUCGUGUGCGAUGGACGUUACCAGUGCGAUCGUUACGAGGACGAAUUAGCAUGCGCUAAGUCAGCAGCAUAUCUUCAGGAAGGCGAAUCACAUUUCAUCUCAUUACCAACCAACACGACAACACGAUUUUAUGACGCAACCUUGCUACAAACAAACGCUACGAAUGGAUUUCAAGUUGUGUUCCAGUCUUUUCAUAUCGAUCCUGGUGUUAAAGUCGAAAUAGGGACUGGUAACGAUCCGUCUGACAUACACUCUGUCAUCGCAACUAUCUAUGGAUAUAGAUACUCCACUCCCGGUGAUGUCUAUGUAGAUACCAGUGAGAUGUGGUUUGCUGCCAUAGGAGCAAAGGGUAUCUCGAAGCUUCAAAUGGACGUUCGUAUAAUUUCUAAUGACUUAUCAAUUGACUGUUCUGGUAGCAACCCUUGUCUAAACGGAGGUACCUGUGAGAGCGACGCAUGUAUAUGUUCCUCGGAGUAUACUGGAGCUUUGUGCGUAGACACGAUUGACUGUUCUGGUAGCAACCCAUGUCGGAACGGAGGUACCUGUGAGAGCGACGCAUGUACAUGUGCUUUGGGAUUUACUGGAUCUUUGUGUGACAAAGUUGACUGUUCUGGUAGCAACACAUGUCGGAACGGAGGUACCUGUGAGAACAAUGCGUGUACAUGUGCUGUGGGCUUUAGAGGUGUUUUGUGUAGUACAGUUGACUGUUCUGUUGCCAACCCAUGUCUGAACGGAGGUACCUGUGAUUACAAUACAUGUACAUGUGCUGCGGGAUUUAAUGGAGCUUUGUGUGGUAUAGUUGACUGUUUUAGUAGCAACCCAUGUCUGAACGGAGGUACCUGUGAGAACAAUGCAUGUACAUGUGCUGCGGGAUUUGAUGGAGCUUUGUGUAAUACAGGUAACUCUGAUCCUUGCUCCCAACGAAACCCGUGUGUCAAUGGUGUCUGUCGUUACACUGACCAAGAACAGUACGAGUGUGAAUGCCAAGAUCAUUAUGAGGGGAUCCAUUGUGAUGAACCAACUCUUCCUUUGGAUGUUUCUGUCCAUCCGACAAGCCAGAUAGUUAACAUGAAUGCCAAUGUGGAGCUGACAUGUAGUUUCAACAAUGCCAAGCGAUACCACUGGUACAAAGAUGAUGUCAUUUUGCCCAACAGUGAAAAUCAGAAUCCUUUGAUAAUUCUGUCUGUCUCGCCCAGUGACAUCGGGUAUUACUUCUGCCGAGGCACGGGGAGAAAUGGAGAAACUUUAGACACAAUGCGAGCAUCUGUAUAUGUCAAAGAUCUGACCAAUAUGAAAGUUUUGAACGCUAGAUUUGCCAUUCCAUUCAGCGAUGAGCUUCAUGACCAAACUUCUCAACUCUAUAGAGAAACGGCACUCAACAUCAGCACCUUUGUGGAGCAAGGCCUCCGAACCAGUACUGGGUGGACGAGCCUAUCAGUAGUAUGCAGAGCCUUAAGACCAGGAAGCGUCAAAGCUGACAUGAAUAUCUACAUCGAGCGGACCAAUAUGACGGCACUGGAGACACAAGAUCUUAUCGGUCUAUCUCUUGAGAGUCUAGCCAAUGAAUCGAAUGGGUUUCUCGAUUCCAACACAAUUUCAGUUCAAGAUAACGCUAUUUGCCAGAAUAUCUCAUGGAUAUCUCCUCGGUUUGAAGAAGUCAAAUUUCCGGUGGGUGAAAACGGAACAUUGGCAAAUUCAACAGGAAUGUGUCCAUUCAACACUACUCAAGCCAAUGAACCGAUUGGACGGGCUCUGUGUAUCGGUGAUGGUAUUACCCAGAGCCAGUGGCAACCUGUGGAUAAUUGCGGACCAUUUAGAAAUGUCACAGAUAUUCUCACCGAAAUUGCACAGGUAAUCGUAGGUGAAGAAAACGCAGGUGAAGUGAGCCAGCAAGUAUCAUAUGUUACUUCCAACAUCGAAGAUAUCACAUCAGAAGACAUCACGUUUGUGGCAGAAAUAACAUUAAACAUUGUGCAGCAGAAUCUUACAAGUGAAGAGGUAACAGAAAAUGUAACGCGUAUUGUGAACAAUAUCGCUGAGGUAGAAACUGAGGAACUUGAAGCCGCAGAGGAAGAAGGUGAGGCAAUAAGUAAAUUAGUCCUGGCUUUUGAGGAACAAAUCAGGCGUGUUGAGGUUGCCGAUGGUGGGAUGCUCAACAUUCAGCAGCCAAAUGUAGCCGUACAGGUUCAGAGUGUAAUUGCUGACGACGUAAUGAAUGGUCUCGUACUUUCACUAGCUGGAUCCACUCUUUCAGACCUGACCAAGUCCAAUAUUACCAUCAGGGCUCUGACCCAAGAUGACCGCGAUGACGUCAUUGCUACCAGACCAGACCUCAUCGCUCAGGUCAACAUUCCACCUUCAGUUUCAUCCGUCAUUUCGUCCACGGCCCCAUUCUCUGGUUCACCGUCGAAUGACAGUGGUGAAUACAUCCGGGUCAACUUCAAUGUAUUUUCAACUUCAGCCCUGUUCAUUUCUAAGUCAUUGCGCACAGUCAGUGCAGCUAAUGAAGGCUUCAAUCGAUCGGCUAACUCGCCCGUGAUUUCUCUCAAUUUUGGUCAAGGGAAAGUAGCAGCCUUGACCGAAUUCAUCAAUUUUACCUUCUCUACAAUAAUGUCUGGAUACGUGAAUCCGAUGUGCUCAUUCUGGGAUGAGGAGGAGGAAGAUUGGUCCCAAGAUGGGUGUGUUCUUGUUUCUGGAAUCACAUCAUCUGAUGAGCUCUAUGAUGAGGAGGGCGUGCGCUGUGCGUGUGAUCAUCUUACCAACUUCGCUGUUAUAAUGGAUAUCCAUAGAGAGGAGGGUUCCUUCAUCAAGGCAUACAACAUCCUGACUUACAUUGGAUGCUGUAUUUCUAUCUUCAGUCUUCUUGUCACAUUGGCAACCUACCUGUGGAACAAGGAUUUGAGGACCGGACAGCCUAAACAGAUCUUAAUCUGUUUGUGCUUGACCUUGCUGUGCCUCUACACGACAUUUGUCAUCAUGAUCUCUCUGGAUUCUACUAGAGAUUAUCGUGAGGUCCAAGCUGGACCCUGUGGGUUCCUGACGGCCCUAGUUCACUUCUUCGUUUUAUCCUCCAUUGCAUGGAUGGGUGUGGAAGGGUACAAUAUGUACCUCUUCUUUGUGAAGAUCUUUAACCCUUACAAAGAGAAUUUCAUGAUCAAGGCUUUCUUAGCUGCAUGGGGAAUUCCUGCACUUAUCGUGGUUCUUACCGGAGCUAUUGCUAGAGACUCUUACGCCCUUGAUGAUCUGUGCUUCCUACAAUUCUGGGCUCAAAUCGGUGGUCUCCUGAUCCCCAUGUCCAUCAUCCUCCUCAUCAACAUUGUCAUCUUCGCCCUUGUGGUUCGACGAUUGCUCGAGCCACCCAACAUCGCUGGCCGGGUGACAAUGAAAGAGGCUAAGGUAGAACGUCGAGAGACUAUCAAGCGCGUCCAGAACGCGAUCUGCAUCUUGCUCCUGCUCGGUCUGACUUGGGUCACCGGAUAUCUUCUUUUAAUCCCGUUAUUCAGUCAGGUGGCUCAGCCAAUCUUCAUCGUCCUUAACUCCUUCCAAGGACUGUUCAUCUUUCUACUGUACUGCGUCCGGAAUCCUGACAUCCGUAAGCAAUGGGGGCUGACUUCUUUCGACAAGUUUCUAAAGAAAGAAGCAAGCACUUCCAGCGGUGUGAUGAACUCGACGGCCCCAUCCUCAUCAGCUGGCGUGAUUAGCAAUCUGCGCCCAGGAGCCUCGGGUAAUGACUUGUUGCCUACCAAAGACGACAAUCCCGAUCCUAUGUGUAUGUUCAAUCCGACCUAUGAUGUGAGCCAGGUUGAGGAAGGGGUCACACCACCUAUGAACUAAGAUCUCCCAAGUUCCACCA
Molecule: messenger RNA, 3891 nt
Organism: Strongylocentrotus purpuratus (purple sea urchin)
Lineage: Eukaryota; Metazoa; Echinodermata; Echinoidea; Camarodonta; Strongylocentrotidae
Product: adhesion G protein-coupled receptor L3-like
Exons: 22
Coding region: 21-3872 (1283 amino acids)
Biological process (GO): G protein-coupled receptor signaling pathway; cell surface receptor signaling pathway
Cellular component (GO): membrane
Molecular function (GO): G protein-coupled receptor activity
Source: RefSeq, a predicted model, not a curated record